Ipomoea nil (Japanese morning glory) is the source of this 1458-nucleotide messenger RNA. RefSeq lists its product as uncharacterized. Bases 1 to 1458 code for a protein of 485 amino acids. Gene Ontology annotation, molecular function: nucleic acid binding. The transcript has 6 exons. NCBI's taxonomy places the organism in Eukaryota, Viridiplantae, Streptophyta, Magnoliopsida, Solanales, Convolvulaceae. The record is from RefSeq and is a predicted model, not a curated record.
AUGGAAAUGGCAUUAAGGUCCAAGAACAAGAUGAGCUUUGUGAAUGGGCUUGUGGCUGCUCUAAACAAGCUUGAUCCAAGAUAUUACUACUGGGAACGAUGCAACACAAUGCUCUUGUCAUGGAUUCUGAGGGCUCUAUCUCCCACUAUAGCCACCUGUGUACUUUGGAUCAACACGGCUGAAGGAGUGUGGAAGGACUUGAAGAAGAGAUUUAGUCAUCAAGGCAAGGUAACUCUACUCAUGUCUGAGAAAGUAAAGACACAUUUGGAAAAUGAUAUGUUGUCUGCCUUCCUUAUUGGCCUAAAUGAUAGUUAUACAAACACUAGACGACAGAUUAUGUUAAUGAAACCCCUGCCUGAUGUUGGUGAGGCUUUCUCUAUGGUUUCACAACAAGAGAGACAAAAACAUGACUAUCCCCCUGGUUGGAAGCCAAGAAACAAGGGCAUGAGUUCUGUUAAUCAAGUGCAGGGACCUAUGCAAGAGUCUGUCAGCUCUGGCAGUUUAAAAAUCAGUUCUUCCUUUACUCAAGAGGACUACAGAAGGUUCUUUGAAUUCAUUCAGCAGGAGAAAAUCAGGGCUAAUACUCCACUUGGUCCUAAUCCACAAGUCAAUACCAUAGCAGCUAACUUCAUUCCCAACACUCAGUUUGAAGAGGUGUCACACAUUGGGACUGUCCACUUGUCUGCUGAUUUGACUUUGCAGAAUGUCCUAUGUGUUCCUUUAUUUCACUAUAAUCUCAUCUCUUUAAUUGGGAGAGCUUCUGAGAGUUUCUGGCAUGCUAGACUAGGGCAUUCUUCAGAAGAAAAACUAAAAGCUCUUCAUGCUUUAGACAACAAAAUUUGUAAUGACAAGCCCACAGCUUGUGAAUGUUGCCAUAUGGCUAAGCAAAAAAGAUUUCCUUUCCAGUCUAGCUCAUCUGUUUCUAGUCACUGUUUUGACCUUGUUCAUAUUGAUAUAUGGGGUCCUUUUCAUGUUGCAACUAUUUAUGGUCACAAAUACUUCUUAACCUUGGUGGAUGAUCAUAACAGGGCCACUUGGGUUUACCUCAUGAGGAACAAGAGUGAAGUAAAACACAUUAUGCACAAUUUCUAUGAACUAAUCAACACACAGUUUGGGAAGAACAUUAAGUGUAUCAGGGAUGUCUCAUUCCAUGAGAACAUCUUUUCUUUCCAGAAUUCACAAAUCAAGAAGCCUUCCAACUUGAUUCUACCCUCAGAGGAUGUGUCUCAGUUAAGAUAUGAUGAGGACACUAUCAUGCCUGCUAAUGAUAUCACAGCCGAUUCACCUGGUUCACCUGAGAUUCCUUCUGAUGUUCCAGUUCAGGACAACAAUCUUGGCAACAUAGAAUCAACAACACCAAAGCCAAGAAGAUCAACAAGAACCAGAACUAAGCCUGCCUACCUUGAUGAUUAUACCUGCCAGAAUGUUAUCAGGAGAACAUCUCCACAUGACAUGUAA